This is a messenger RNA of Homarus americanus (American lobster), 2187 nucleotides long. RefSeq names its product folliculin-like (gene BHD). NCBI's taxonomy places the organism in Eukaryota, Metazoa, Arthropoda, Malacostraca, Decapoda, Nephropidae. Gene Ontology annotation, cellular component: cytosol. The transcript has 12 exons. Gene Ontology annotation, molecular function: GTPase activator activity. Gene Ontology annotation, biological process: positive regulation of TORC1 signaling; negative regulation of transcription by RNA polymerase II; positive regulation of transforming growth factor beta receptor signaling pathway. The coding region runs from base 255 to 2087 and encodes 610 amino acids. The record is from RefSeq and is a predicted model, not a curated record.
GAGUGAUAUGAUGAUAAUUUGAGGGGAAAUUACUUCCUUUGGUAGAUAAUAAGGCAACUAGGCGUGCACUUUGUCUGGCGGUGAUGCAGCAGUACACAACCAAUCUUAUCUGAUUGACGCCAGUCAUUAGUGUAUGUUUACGAGACACACGGACUGGAAGGCUGGUCUCAUGAUGUCCAUAAAAAAACAUAAAAUUACACCACACCAUAGUUUGACCCCUUUAUUUUUUGGAGCACAAAACUUUGAAAGUCUUCAUGAAUGCCAUAGUCUCCAUCUGUCACUUUUGUGAGCUACAUGGCCCGAGUGUCAUCUUCUGCACACAGGCAUUUAGAGAUCUUCUUGACCUGGAUGCUCUGACAAAUGUAGGAGCUUUGGAACUUUUAAAUUCUAGAGACUCACAAGAGGAAGAACAACUGAAGGCAGAAGAAGGAAGCUUAUGGAAAUAUGGAAGGAUUCGCACUCAGAGCCAUACUCAAAGGAAGAGUACUUGUUCAAAUGAUACAUGUAUAGCGUGUCGGUCAUUUCCACAUAAUGAGCCUGGAUACAUAAGCAAUGAUGAUUCAGCAAGAGUUAGUUACAUCAGUUCACAGUAUCCACUACAGUCAGAAUUGUAUGUUCUUGUGCGUCAGGCAUGCAUAAGGUCACUUAGCUGUGAGGUGUGUCCUGGGCGAGAAGGACCUAUUUACUUUGGUGAUGAAGCCCGUGGCCAUGUACUGUCUCAUACCUUCUUCCUCCGAGAUGUUCAAGCUAGAGGAUUCCAAAGAUGGUACAGCAUCUUAGUACUUAUGAAGGACAAGAUGCUAUUACUCAACUCAUGGCCAUUCAUAGUGCGACAUCUUCGACAAACCAUCACCAAACUUCAAGAGAAUGCCUGUAAGGUAUGUGAGAAUGAGGAAUCAAAAGUAAGCCACAGAGCAUUGAGGUCUGCAGCGUCUAUGAUGGAUAAUGUUCGUAAACAACGUGUGGCUGGUCAACCAAGGUCUUUAGCCGAGUUAGUUGGAGAGGGAGAAGUAUGGCAGCACAUACAUUCAUCGUUUACAUGGAUUCUGAAGUCAGGUGGACUAAGGCUUCAGGAAAGACUUGUUGAAGGUCCUCCAGUUAAUAUCUAUGUAGCAGAUGGUUCAACAUUUAGCAGUGGUCUAAGUGUACGGCAGUUAUACAACAUAUUCGGGGGCACCAUCUUUCAUCGCAUGGUGCAUCAUUUGUUGAUCGGUCACCAAGUCAUCAUUAGAGGAUUAUCAACAAAUGUAAUAUCAUCCAUUGUUCAGUCAUUACAGCUGUUGCUUCCAAAACACUGCUAUAAAGCAAUGCGAUUUUCACCCCAUUAUGUGGAUAGUGCAUCUUGUAACAUUUUGGGCCUUCACUCACUGGUGAAAAUACCCCAUGUUAUCAUAGGAAAUGGCAACUUUUGCCUUAUUGAUGUGAUCUCUAAAUGUGAAAAUAACGAUAUUCAUGAAAAGAGUUAUACAAAUAUUUUGAACAGAACUUCAUCAAUCGUAAAAGUUAAAGCCAGUAAGGAAGAAGGGUCAGAGAAAGUGGGAAAAGAUGAACAAAGAAACCCAGCAUCAUCAGAACCAAAAGAUAUUAAUGAAAGCAUCAAGAACUUAACAUUCAAGAUCACAGGAGAAGGGGCCUUGCCUGCCCGACCUCCGCAAGUUCUAAGUCGUAUUGAGUCAGCAGUUGGCAAUUCUACUUUAACACAAUCAACUUUGAUGGUUUACAUUUCAACAAUUAUAUAUGAAUGGAUCAAUAAGGUCAAGGUGUGGAUUCAUGUACAAAAUCGCAUAAAAACGUGUCAUAGCUCCUGUGAGAGAAUGCCGUCACCCAUAACCCACUCUCAGCCUGUUUACCGGAGUCCACCAGUGGCCAUAUUACGAAGUUCAACCAAUCAUCUCUCAAGAUCUCCUGGAGUGCCAAGUCUCAGAGGUUCAUCUCCUGGAGGACUGAGUAUGAAUCCUCAAGAUGCCGCUCCACAAGAUGAACGCUACCAGUUAUUAGCUGCUUUGGGGUCAACAGAGUGGGAUGUUCCUUUAUUGGAAUUCUGGGCAAAGAAUUUUAAUAAAUAUUAUGGGCAAGAAAUAAGUUAAAUUGCUGAUCAUUCAUUAGGAAAAAUGUUCAUGAAAAUGUUAAAAGUGCCUUUUACAAUAAUUUAUUAUUUUUUCAAUAUAAUGAAUAAUUUGUUAUAAU